GACCGCGGUAGUGUUGUUGUGUCAAACUCGGCGUUAGUUAGCACACAAAGGAAUAUUCUUCUGUCUCUGUACCUAAUGUCCCAAAUACAACUGCCAAAAUGAUGGAAUCAUGCCUGAACAACAGGGCUGAGAGACGGGAUCAGGUAGAGGUAGACGAUUUGAAGAGAGACCUCUCAUCAGAAUUCAGUACCAUACCAGACUCACAGCAUUCCAGCAUCGAGGAGAGAGAACACCUUCAAGUCUACCUCCGAAUCCGACCGUUCACCUCAGCGGAGAGCAAUAAUGGAGAGUCACAGGACUGUGUUGCCAUUGAGCCUCCUGACACUGUUCUGCUGAAGCCUCCCAGUUUGUCCCUGUCAGCGAGGCUUAGCACUGAAAAAUCACUUCCUCAGACAGGACAGCGCUUCCAGUUCUCUCAGGUGUAUGGUCCUGAGACGACACAGAGACAGCUGUUUGAAGGCACAGUAAAGGAUUUGGUGAAAGAUGUUCUUGAAGGGGGAAACUCUCUGGUUUUCACUUAUGGAGUCACCAAUGCUGGGAAGACCUUCACGUUUUUAGGUCCAGAUGCCGAUGCAGGUAUCCUGCCUAGGUCUCUUGAUGUAAUCUUUAGCAGUAUUGAUGAACACGUUUUCACUGGAAUGAGCAUCAAACCUCACCGCUGCCGAGAGUUCACAAGACUGACCAGGGAGCAGCAAGCUGAGGAGGCGGUGUUCAAGAGAAACCUCUUCAAGCAACUCAAAGAGAGUGAGAGGAGCAAUGCCAGCCUUUUGAACUCGACUAAUAAGACUUUACUUGAAGGUGCCUCUUUCUUGGGGAUGACCGGAGCAGCAGAGGACAAAAUCAGCCUGGAGGUGGAAACACACACAACAUUCUCUGUUUGGGUUUCUUUCUGUGAAAUCUAUAACGAGAACAUUCAUGACCUCCUGGAAGUGGUACCCAGUGGGGCCCUGAGGAGAACAGUACUGCGUCUAUCACAGGAUGUCAAGGGCAACGCCUUUGUCAAAGAUCUACGUUGGGUUCAGGUAAACAGUGCAGAGGAGGCUUACAAAGUGAUGAAACUCGGCAAAAAGAACCAGAGCUUCUCCUCCACCCGACUCAACCAGCUUUCCAGCAGGAGUCACAGUAUUUUCUCAAUCCGUAUUUUGAGGAUCGAGGAUAUUGGGACUCCAAGAGUGCACACAGUCAGUGAGUUGUGUCUAUGUGACCUUGCUGGCUCGGAGCGAUGUGCCAAGACCCAGAAUAAAGGAGAACGUCUGAAAGAAGCUGGAAACAUCAACACCUCACUGCUCAUCCUGGGAAAAUGCAUUAAUGCACUACGACACAAUCAGCAGGCCAAGUUGCUUCAGCAUGUUCCCUUCAGGGAAAGCAAGCUGACCCAUUACCUGCAGGGCUUUUUCUGUGGUCGAGGUAAAGCCUGUAUGAUUGUCAACAUCAACCAGUGUGCCUCCAUGUACGAUGAGACUCUCAAUGUCCUCAGAUUCUCUGCUGUGGCGCAAAAGGUUGUGGUUCUGUCCACAAGGCCUCUUCCCACUAUACCCCAGAGGUCUGCCAGUGAGGUAUCCUUCAUCAUCAACAAUGCUGAGAAGAAGGCUCUUCGAGGCAGCAGGAGGAGCUCCUUGAUUGGCUGGGAAAGUAGUCUGGAGGACGUACAGGAGGAUGUUGAUGAUGAGUACGAGGAAGAAAACAGCCUAAUGGAGGACACUGUAGAUCAGACUGGCAAUGAAGAAGAUGAUGAUGAAAAUGAUAAAAUUCUCAUCAGUAAAAAGACGCACCAGAGGCAGGUGGUGCUGUUGAAACAGCUGCAGGUGCAGCUGAAGAAGGAGCGAGCGGAGAGUCUGCUCAUGGAGGCGCGAGUGAGAGAGGAAAUCAGUAGAGAGUUCUCAGAGCUUUUCUCUGAGAUGCAGAAUGACUACAAUGAGCGCCUGGGGAGGGAGAGAGAAAUCUUGGAGGAAAGAGCAGAAAGGAGGCUGGAGAUCUUCAAGAACCUUAUUGACAAAAUGGCCAAAGCUGGAACCAGUCAGGACACACAAGCCAUGGACAAAUCUCUGGACUCCUACUCCUCUGAAUUGGCGGGCAUAAAGAAGGCUGCUGAGACUGCUCAUAAAUGUCUGGGUUCAGGCCAAGCAGGGCCUUGGGGAGACAGAAAUGAUGCUGUAGAGGAGCUGGAGAGGAAAGUGCUGGAACUGAAUGAACACCAGAGGAAAGUCAAAGAGCAGAUGGCUCACAAACACAAAGGUGAAACCAAUGGAGUAGAGGACGAGGAGAAAAGGAUGCUUCUCUUUCAGCUUGAGGAGAAAUCGUCUGAGAUUGCCCUACUGGAGAAACAAGUGGAGGACCUGCAGAGGGUGGCUGAGGUGGGCUCAUGUGGCCGCUCCUUGCUGGUCGAGGGGUUGGGUUCAUGUGAGAGAGACCAGCUGCAGGAGGCCUUGACUGCUCUUCAGGAGGAGAAGAAAGCCAGAGAAGAUGCUCUCACUGCGCUGGAAUACCAGACUAUGGGCAAAGAGGAGGCACUGGCAUCCUUAGAGGAGGAGAGGAAAGCAAGGAGAGGAGGCCCUUGCCACACUCAGGGAGCUGAGGCAAAGCAGAGAGGAGGUGUUGGCAUCUCUCGAAGAGGAGAGAAAAGACAAAGAGAAGCCAUGGCAGCCCUUGCAGAUGUAAAGCUAAGCAGAGAGGAGGCACUUGCUGCUCUUGGUGAAGAGAAGCGUGGCAAAGAGGAAGCUCUGUCUGUUUUGGAAAUGGAGAGAAAGGAGUUCAACAGGCUGGUUGAGGAGAGAGAAAAGAAGCAACAGGAGGAUGAUGCACUUCAACAGAAAUUCAGAGAGCUGACUGCCAAACUAGAAGCCGCAGAGCACCAGGUGACGAAUGAGACGGAGAGAGCUGAACAAGUGAUAGUCCAGCUACAAUCUGCUCAGGCUCAAAUGGAUGAGCACUCAAAGAAGAUCCAGGAGAAAACUUCCCAGAUCCACACCGUGACCCUGGAAGCUCAAGGCCUGAAACAGGAACUGCAGACUUCCACAGCAUCAUCUGCUGCUGUCAGUGAUCAGCUGAGAGAAGAAGUGUCAGAGCUUAGGAACAAUCUUGCUGAUGAAAAGGAGAGAGGUGAGAUAGAGCACAGACAAAUGCUGGAGCUGGAGCGUGAGCUAGCACAGGCAAAAGAACAGCUGGAACAGUUUAAAGAGAAGCAUAAUGAAGAGGAGAAAGCUUUCAACAAGCAAGUUGAAGAGCUGAGGAAGAAGCUCCAGGAGCAAGAAGAGAUGUCACAGAAACCACUGGAGGAGCUCAGAUCCAAGCUUCAAUGUCAAGAGCAUUCUUCCAAAGAAGAGGUAGACCAGCUAAGAGCAAAGCUUGUGGAACAAACACAGGCUUCAGAAAAGCAGGUAGAGGAGCUCAAUCAGAAGUUGCAAGAGCAAAAAGUCAUAUCACAACAGCUGUUGGGGGAGUUACAACACAAAAUGAGUCAACAAAAAGAAACCUCAGACAAACUCUUAGAUGAUCUGAAGCAAAAUCUCAGUGAACAGGAGCAAACUUCAAAGCUGUUCAAGGCCGAACUAGAGGAUGCUAAGUCUAAAGGUUCAAGCAGUUUCCCUGGCUCUGCGGCUGAAGAAGAACUCAAGAGGUUGAACUCUGAUCUCCAGACAGAGGUUGCAUCCCUUAGGGCAAAGCUUUCCAACCUGGAAGAAACAAAGGAGCCUCCUUGCAAAACUGAACCUCAGCUAGCCUCUUUAGAGAUGGAGAGAAUGCUUAAAGAAAAGGACAGACAGAUGCAAGAGAAGCUAACAGAGUUGAAGAAAGCUUCUGCAGAGAGAGAAGCGGAGCUGCAGAAAAAUCUACUAGAAAUGGAAGCACAGGUAACAUCCCUGCAGAAGAGCCUACACGAGGCGCAGGAGCAGCGAGAGGAGGAGGAGAUCCAGGCAGUCCAGGAGGCCCGGCGCAGAGAGGCGGAAAGGCGCAGGGAGCUGUUAGCAGUGGCACAUGAAGCCAUUGCUCAGAAGGAUGAGGAGCUGGAGAAGAAAGCUGAGGAGAUCAGCAGACUAAAAGAAAAUGCCAAGCAGGACUCUGAGAAAGUCAAGAGCCUCAGCCUCGACCUUCAGAGGAAAGAGGACGACACAUCGGACCUCAGAGAGAAACUGGCCGACUAUAAGAAGCAGAUCCAGCAGGUCCAGAAGGAGAUUUCAGCCAUGAGAGAAGAGGAAAAAAAUCUGAGGCAGAAACUGGCUGACCUGGAGAAAGCCAAGAAGCAGCUUCAAUCUGACCUUGCCAACAGAGACAGGACUAUUCAGCAGCUCAAAGUGGAACAAUCAACUGAUACCAAGUCUAACGAGACACUCCAGCUCUACCAGAAGUCCUGUAAAGACCUUGAAGCUAAGGAGCGUGUGAUGGAGGACAUGCGUUUGGCUCUGACGGAGCAGGAGGAGACACAGCAGCAGAUGGAGGAGGUCCUGGAGGAGAAGCUUAACCUCAUCCAGGAACUUUCUAGCGAAGUGGAGAGAUUGAAAGAAAUGCUAUUGCAGCAGGACCGCGGAAACAACAGGCACCAUCAAGAUGUUAGCUCAUCAGAUGACCUGGUCAAACUGGCCAAACAGGAAGCUGCCCAGGCUCAGGAAAGACUGAAGCUAUGUACAGAGAAACACCAGGCUGAACGGAAAAAGUGGCUGGAGGAGAAGCUGUCCCUGAUUGGCCAAGCUAAAGAGGCAGAGGACAAGAGGAACCAGGAAAUGAGGAAGUUUGCUGAGGACAGAGAACGCUAUACUCGGCAGCAGAGCCAGUUGGAGUCCCUGUCAUCUCAGCUGGCUGAAAAGGAGCAGACCAUGGAGAAGUGGAGGAAGGAGAGAGACACUCUGGUGGCAGCUUUGGAGGUCCAGCUGCAGAAACUUCUUUCUAGCCAAACAGAGAAAGACAAACUCAUUCAACAGCUACGCCAAAAUAACACGCAGCCACCACAAGAGUGUGAUGGUGGCCCUGAUGUGGCAGAGUUGCAGGUGGCUCUGCGUGAGAAGGAGGCUGCCAUCCAGCGAUUGAAGGAAGAGCUCAAGGCCUCAACAGCCAGACAGGGAGACACAGUCACACAGAUGAAAAGCAAUGAAAGCCCUGCUACAUUGGUAGAGAAACCCCAGAGUGAAACCAUCAACAGGAAAUCUGGAGGCAGGAGGGAUACCAGAGCAUCAGUCAGCAGUCAAGGCUCAGCUGGCUAUCCGUCAGUGCUGGACUCCUCUGAGAUUUCCACAGAAAAUGGCAGAACGAGCCGCUUCCCUCGGCCAGAGCUGGAGAUCUCCUUCAGCCCUCUGCAGCCAAACCGCAUGGCUCUGCGACGCCAGGGAGAGGAGAGUGCUGUCACUGUCAAAAUCACCCGCUCAGCACGCAAGAGAAAGAGCGGAGAGAUGGAGAAGUCUCACAUUUUCAGGAGGAGUAAACGACGAACAACACAAGAGGAAGAGGUAGAGGCAGAGAACAGAAGGAACACUAGGACCAAACUGACGCCAAAGCUGACCCCACACAAGGAGGAGAUCGCUCCCCCAGCGGGUCGCCAAGACUCCCAGAGCAGCAUCCGCAGCAGGAAGGAAGGCACGCUGCAGAAGAUCGGAGACUUCCUGCAGAGCUCCCCCACGCUGCUGGGCACUAAAGCCAAGAAGAUGAUGAGUCUGGUGAGCGGCCGGGGUGAUGCAGACUCAGCAGCCUCCUCUUCCUCCUCUUCAUCCCUCAGUCUGAGAGCCAAGAAGAACAAAAGGAAGCUCUACAGGCCUGAAAUUUCCUCCCCCAUGGACAUGCCCUCACACCCAAUCAUCAGCAUGGAGCCAGAGGAGAAAGAGAGCGACCACCAGAUCAUUAAGAGGCGUCUUCGCUCCAGGAUGGCUAAAUAAUUAACCUUCACAUAGUACUGUACACCAUCUUUUUUUUUUUUUUUCACUAACACUAUCUCAGCAAAUAAAGGGAGCUGCUAACAAGCCUUGCACACUUUUCUGUGUCACAAUGGCUGGAAAUCCUCAAUAUUUAACUGUUCAAAUAGAUUUAUAGAGCAAAGUCACUAUUAUUAAGCUGGUUAUGUGGGAAGGUGGCAGUUAAAGGAACAGUUAAAUGUUUUUUGCUUUUCUGCCAAGAGUUAGAUCCAGAGCCAAGAGGCAGUUAGCUUAGCAUAAAGACUGGAAGCAGGGCUAAACUGCUAGCCAAAAUACACCUCCCAGCAGCCUUAAUGGUCACAUACCCGUUUUUGUUGUUUAAUCUGCACACAGAUAAGAACAGCUUGUGGUUUGAAGGGGGAGGUACAUAAUGGAUCUUUUUCUUGGCAAACAAUUUAUCCACCCACCAAGUACAUCUAUGCAGCCUCUCCCUGUUUUGGGUCUUAAUGCUAGCUAAUCUAAUAAGAGUGGUGCUGAUCUAAUCUACCUCUCUGCAAUGAGGCAAAUAAGCAAAGCUAAACUUUUCCUUUACAUACUGAUCUAUAGUCAACUUUUGGCUGAUGCCAUUGUAUCCACAUUUACCAUCAAAUGACUCCAGAGUCAGAGUAAGCACUCUAAAUUUGUAUAUCGUUUCUGUUCACUUUAUAGACAAAAGAUGCUGACUUUUUUUUUACUUUGAUGUGCAAUUUAUUAUAUAGUUUCUUGGCUGUGCUGGAGUUUGUUUGGUAUUUUCUAUAUUAUCGGUUUGAUUUUACUUUUUAAGUGACAACAGUUAAAAUUUAGUGUCACUUUUCAUAUCUCCGUUAUUCUCUUUGUGAAAGGCAACAGACAGCUUCUAGUAAACCACUAAUUUACUGGCUCAUUUUCUGACAGUGGUAUCAGCAUAGCCACUACUACAGCACUGAACAUGUCUCACAUUUUUAUAACAGUUGAAAUAGCGAGGCAGAUCUCUCUGUAGUUUACUUUGUAUUCAGCUGAGGAACAUCCACCUUUCACUACACACUCAGUAAACUCCUACUGCACUUUAUCUCUCUCUAAGAACAAAUUUACUAAAAGGAACUAAAUGUGACUGCACGCUGAGGCUUGAUCCCUGCCAGAUAAAAUGAUCAGUGGUUCUACUGUGUACUUGUUACAGAGACAUCUUCACGUAGUCUUCCAGGAAUAGUUCAGGCUGCUGAAAGCCACAACUUUAGAACUUGUGAUGUUUAGCUCACUACAUUCUGUUCUAGAUGAAGAAUGUACAGUACAUUAAAAUUGUGUUAUAGCUUACUGAGGUUUAAAAAAUGCUUAAUUUCUGAUGUUAAUUAUCUGAAAUCUUGCACUUUUCUGUCAGACUAUCAUGCUUAUUCUCCUUUUUCAUACCUUUGUUCUGUAGGUCAUAUCUGUCAUUUAACAAUUAAAAGAAUACAAAACA
Messenger RNA from Lates calcarifer (barramundi perch), 7308 nucleotides. Its product is annotated as kinesin-like protein KIF20B. Gene Ontology annotation, molecular function: plus-end-directed microtubule motor activity; microtubule binding; ATP binding. NCBI's taxonomy places the organism in Eukaryota, Metazoa, Chordata, Actinopteri, Centropomidae. Gene Ontology annotation, cellular component: nucleus; spindle microtubule. The record is from RefSeq and is a predicted model, not a curated record. Gene Ontology annotation, biological process: microtubule-based movement; mitotic spindle assembly.